CAGCAGCAGCCGCAGUAAUAACCGCACCUGUCGUGUCGCCCAUACAGACUGUGGCGGAGAACCGUCUGAGGAGUAAAAAAAGAACAAGAAGGGGAAAACACCGUUCUGGGGAUGUGAAAAAUACCGAUGGCUGCGGGAGACCUCUGCGGCUGAAAAUUACGCAUCGAAUCCUUGAUGCUGUGGUGACACUGAAGACAGAGUGUAUCCCUGAAAAAUACACACUCACACACACACAUGUGAAGUGACUGAGAAGCCUUUUGGAUAUACAAGCGCUUCACCGGACAUAAUGAGAGGCUACCUGCUGACUGCACUCUUUCUCCUGCCCUUGGUGGCCUCUGAGUCAGAGCACUGCAUAAUAAAGCGGGAGCAUGAGAAAUGCAUGGAGAUGAUGGCGAUGCACACCCUAGACAACAUUGAAUAUGUGUGUCCAUGGAUGUGGGAUAACUUGACCUGCUGGCAGGCAGCUAGUGUGGGUGAGGUUGUUGUGGUCAACUGUCCGGAGCUGUUUUAUGACUUCAUGAUCCCUGAGGACGAAAUAGGGAAGGUCAGUCGAAACUGUACAGAGUACGGCUGGUCUGAGCCUUAUCCUCACUACGUGGACAUCUGCUUUCCCUACGACAACAUUACGAAACAUGACAUGUAUUAUGCGUCUGUCAAAGCCCUGUAUACAGUGGGGUACAGCACAUCACUAGUGUCUCUAACCACAGCCAUGGUUAUUCUCUGCAGAUUCAGGAAGCUCCACUGCACCAGGAACUUCAUUCACAUGAAUCUGUUUGUGUCCUUCAUCCUGAGAGCCAUCUCUGUCUUCAUCAAGGACGGCGUGCUGUACGCUCAGGAAGACAGCGAACACUGCUUCAUCCACACAGUGGCGUGUAAAGCGGUGAUGAUUUUCUUCCAUUACUGCGUCAUGUCUAACUAUUUCUGGCUCUUCAUCGAAGGCUUGUAUCUCUUCACUCUGCUGGUGGAGACCUUUUUUCCCGAGAGGCGAUAUUUCUACUGGUACACCAUUGUGGGCUGGGGAACUCCCACCAUCUGUGUGACGGUCUGGGCAGUUCUGAGGCUCCAUUUUCAUGACACUGGAUGCUGGGAUACAAAUGAGCACACUGCCCUCUGGUGGGUGAUUAAAGGACCUGUCGUCGCUUCAAUAAUGAUUAAUUUUGUCCUCUUCAUUGGAAUUAUCAUCAUCCUGGUGCAAAAGCUGCAGUCCCCUGACAUCGGAGGAAAUGAGUCGAGCAUUUAUCUCAGCUGUGCUCAGAAAUGCUUCAGUGAGCCCACACAGGCUGUUCAGCAUUCGUGCAGGAUGUCAGAGUUAUCCACCAUCACACUGCGUCUGGCACGUUCCACCCUCCUCCUCAUCCCCCUGUUUGGGAUUCACUACACUGUUUUUGCCUUCUCGCCCGAGGAUGUCAGCAAGAGGGAGAGGCUGGUCUUUGAACUGGGGCUUGGAUCCUUCCAGGGCUUUGUGGUAGCUGUCCUCUACUGUUUCCUCAAUGGGGAG
This is a messenger RNA of Austrofundulus limnaeus, 1498 nucleotides long. RefSeq names its product pituitary adenylate cyclase-activating polypeptide type I receptor. Gene Ontology annotation, molecular function: peptide hormone binding; G protein-coupled peptide receptor activity; vasoactive intestinal polypeptide receptor activity. NCBI's taxonomy places the organism in Eukaryota, Metazoa, Chordata, Actinopteri, Cyprinodontiformes, Rivulidae. Gene Ontology annotation, biological process: cell surface receptor signaling pathway; adenylate cyclase-modulating G protein-coupled receptor signaling pathway. The record is from RefSeq and is a predicted model, not a curated record. Gene Ontology annotation, cellular component: plasma membrane.